Molecule: messenger RNA, 522 nt
Organism: Nothobranchius furzeri (turquoise killifish)
Lineage: Eukaryota; Metazoa; Chordata; Actinopteri; Cyprinodontiformes; Nothobranchiidae
Gene: rpl35
Product: ribosomal protein L35
Biological process (GO): translation; maturation of LSU-rRNA from tricistronic rRNA transcript (SSU-rRNA, 5.8S rRNA, LSU-rRNA)
Cellular component (GO): cytosolic large ribosomal subunit; ribosome
Molecular function (GO): structural constituent of ribosome; mRNA binding
Source: RefSeq, a predicted model, not a curated record
UUCUAAACGCUUCCCGCCACUGGGGGCGCUCUAAAGCUUUUUUUCUUUCCGGAAGCUGCUUUUUGUGAGCACGCGGUGCGUCCGGCCUUUCCAGCAGGGCAGCGACGAGGAACAUGGCUAAAAUCAAGGCUAGAGACCUGCGGGGUAAGAAGAAGGAGGAGCUGCUGAAGCAGCUGGACGACCUGAAGAACGAGCUGUCUCAGCUCCGGGUGGCCAAAGUUACCGGAGGAGCCGCAUCCAAGCUGUCCAAGAUCCGCGUCGUUCGCAAGUCCAUCGCCAGAGUCCUGACCGUCAUCAACCAAACACAGAAGGAGAACCUGAGGAAGUUCUACAAGGGUAAGAAGUACAAGCCCUUGGAUCUGAGACCCAAGAAGACCCGAGCGAUGCGCCGUCGGCUCAACAAGCACGAGGAGAGUCUGCGCACCAAGAAGCAGCAGAGAAAAGACCUCCUCUACUCUGUUCGCAAAUUUGCUGUAAAAGCCUGAAUACUUUUUCUGUUGGCUUAAUAAAAUGUAAAACCCG